Molecule: messenger RNA, 1844 nt
Organism: Lecanosticta acicola
Lineage: Eukaryota; Fungi; Ascomycota; Dothideomycetes; Mycosphaerellales; Mycosphaerellaceae
Source: the annotation of a GenBank genome assembly
AUGGAGGAGAAGGUCUUGCCGAGCGUCGUUGAAGAUGCAAAUCUUCCACAGAAAGAUAGCAGAAGUCAACGAUCAUCAACUAGAUACAUCAUCGUGGCCAUCUUGGCCAUUAUGUUGCUAUCAAAAUGGCUCAAAGUACCAUGGGCGAUACAUUCUCAGAACAAUGCCACGGUGCCCUGUCAUCAAGGAAUUUCAGGCCUUCACAGUUAUUCCGGUGAAAACGUCUCCUGGACGAGCUGCGGUGAGGUUGCAGGCAGACCGCUGGAAUGUAGCGAAAUAUCUGUGCCUAUGGAUCAAUUCAACGCAACGAAUUCUGGCGACAAAACUUUCAGCAUCUCAUUGAUCCGCUUGCGAGCACACAAUGACACGGCCCAGAACCUGCUGCUCAAUCCCGGCGGCCCUGGAGGUAUGAGGAUGGCAAGACAUCACUUUUCAAGUUCAUAUCUGACAUAUUCACAGGCAGUGGUGUGGAGUUUGUCUUCCGCAGGGGAAAACAGCUGUCCGAGAUAGUGGGUGAAGGAUUCCAUCUUCUGAGCUUCGAUCCGCGUGGCAUCAAUGGUUCCAAGCCCAACGCAAACUGCUAUCCGACCCAGGAAGCCCGGAGAAAGCUUUCCAGUGUUAGAUCUAGCGAAGUUGUCCAUGAUUCUCCAGAACUGUUCGCUUGGACGCAUAAUUUUGUACAGGCUUGCGCGGAUACCUUGGGCGAGCAUGGCAAGUACAUCAAUACUCCACAGACUGCUGCCGACAUGAACAGUAUACUGGAUGCCAUUGGACAGCAAGACAUGGUGUACUGGGGCUUCAGCUAUGGUACGCUUCUCGGCCAGACUUACGCCAGUCUGUACCCAAACCGAUCCGCAAGGGUCAUCAUCGACGGUGUCGUCAAUGCAUUCAAUUGGUACGGCGAUGUUCAAUAUGACGAAUCUUUCACCGAUACCGAAAACGUGCUCGACGGCUUCUUCUCCGAGUGUAUCAAAGCAGGCGUGGAGAACUGCACCCUGUCGUCACUUGGGUCUUCGAAAGAAGAGCUUCGCAAACAAGUCUUUGAUUUCUCCGCCAAGUUGAAGGAGCAACCUCUUAACGUAUACAUCAACAACACGUCCCACGGCCUCCUCACGUGGACCGACAUAUGGUACACAGGGAUCUUUCCAGCUCUCUACAAGCCUGCGAGCUGGUACACUGUGUCUCAAAAUCUUGCCAUGCUCUUGAAGGGUAAUGCAACAGCUGCUUGGCGGGCAUGGGGCGGUGGCGACGGAUUCGGUCUCGAAGGCGAGGCCAACACUGUUGUAUCGAUGAAUGAUGCCCUCACUGGCCCCGCAUACUGGCCCCAAGACAGGAAGUCCUUGCUCAAGGAAAUUGUGGAACUUACGAAUAGGAGCAUCUUCGCUCCUACCGAGAACGAUGGUUACUACACUCGCCAGCAAUGGGUCGUUCCACGCACACAUAACUUCACACAAGACUAUGACGUGGAAACGGCCCAUCCAUUGCUCAUUCUUUCGACAUCGUACGACCCCAUCUGUCCCUUGGUAUCCGCCAAGGCCGCGCAAACAGCGUUCAAAGACUCUCAGAUCGUCGAAGUCGAAGGAUAUGGGCAUUGCAGCGUGGCAGUGACGUCGAACUGUUUGGCAAAGCACGUUCGAGAUUUCUUGUAUAACGGCAAGCUGCCUGAUAAAUAUACCAAGUGUGAAGUUGAUGGACCGUACUUCGUCAGGCCGGAGGAAGACGGAAAAGUGAGGGCGCUGAAGUCCUUUGAUACUGCGGAGGAAGAGAAGAUCCAUCUUGCGCAAUUGGAGCUUGCGAGGGAUUGGCAAUGGCCUGUAGCCGUACGCCAGGUGGCGCGUCCCUGA